AUGACAGAGCAAAAAAAGUUAAUGGAUAUGGUUGCAACUUCUAGUCACCAUAAAGCUCACAAAAAUCAAACAAUCAUAAGCCAAACACAAAUGAUUUUGGGUCUGAGUUCAACAAAUGAAUAUAGUAAUGAAAACUUACAAAAAAUUGAAAAAAAGUUGGCAGAAGUUUUAGCAAUCAUGAAUGAAGGAGGACAAACUCACUUAAAAACAGUUGAAGAAGUCAAUGUUCAAAGGAAAAUAGAUCCACAGCUUCGGCUUUAUUCAACAAAAAAGAAAUCCAGCAAAACAUCAAUAGCAAAGCCUUCUGUAAAUGAAGUAAGUGCAAUUAUUUCUGGACUUAAAGAUGACAAUAAUGAGACUAUAAAUGUUCAUAAUGUAUUUGAUCAUUCAUAUUCUUAA
Molecule: messenger RNA, 399 nt
Organism: Macrosiphum euphorbiae (potato aphid)
Lineage: Eukaryota; Metazoa; Arthropoda; Insecta; Hemiptera; Aphididae
Source: the annotation of a GenBank genome assembly